Molecule: messenger RNA, 123 nt
Organism: Racocetra fulgida
Lineage: Eukaryota; Fungi; Glomeromycota; Glomeromycetes; Diversisporales; Gigasporaceae
Source: the annotation of a GenBank genome assembly
AUAGAAACGCACUUAAUGUAUUUAAUAAAAACAAGUUUGAAGUUCGAUCCAAAAAUGAAUCUGAUGGUCGACUAUUGUUUGAAGGUUGGCUACUGUUUGAAGGUCGACUACUGUUUGGAGGAC